This is a messenger RNA of Paramecium pentaurelia, 1512 nucleotides long. The record is from the annotation of a GenBank genome assembly. Lineage: Eukaryota; Ciliophora; Oligohymenophorea; Peniculida; Parameciidae.
AUGAAAUAAAAUAAUUCACCACCCUCUACUGCUUCAUUUGUACUAGAGAAACUUAAACAUUACAGAAAAUCUCAAAUGUCUUUUGCACUUCGUAAUCUUUUGAGUACAAACUCAAUCAAAUCAAAGACAACUACGAAACCGUUUAUGAAGUUAUUUUCAUCCUCUAAUUGCAAUUCUCCUCUACCUAGAGAUAUAUCUCUAUUUGAUCACACUUAGGAUUAAACUGCUAAAUAAUUAGAUCUCAGUAAUUUGCAUGAAUUUGAAUACAAAAUGACUCCUCAUUCCCAAAUCAACUCUUUUAGCAGAGUAUUAUAAAAUUACAUUAAAUUAGGACAUAAAGCUUGUUCCUUUUAUAAGUGCCAAAAAAUAUAAUAAAUUAGAUAAACGCUAUAAUAUAAUACUUUACUUUGAAGAGAAUUCCUCCUUGUUUUAAGACUUAAUAAGAAGAAAAGAUGCUGAAAAGAUGAUAAUUUUAUUUUAGAAACCAAUGUUCAUGGCACAAGAAUAAAAUGUAUAAAACUAUUCUAUUAAUCUAGUUAGUAGAGUUAUUUUCACAUAUGAUCUAUUUAUUAUCUUAGUUCUUUUUUGAUUGCUAAGAAUAUACAAAGGCUACAUAUUUUUUAAAAGAUUGCUUCACAUUAUCCAAUCUAUCUCGUAACCCCAAAUUAAAAGUUAAUUCAUUACUUUCUAUGGCAAUAUGUGCUAAAUAGUAAACUAUUUUAUAUUAAAAGGUUUAAGUUAUUUGACUAAUAGAUAAUUUUGAUACAAAAAGCUUUAAUGUAUUCAUGGGCCUAUUAUUAUCAUGAUGAAGAAAUAUAAUGUUAUGAUGCCAUGGGAUUAGCAUAUUUCUAUUAAGGUAACAUAGAACGAGCUGAGUUCUAUCAUUAAAAGUGGUCAAGUGGAUUUUUGGAGGAACCUUCAUCUUAUUACAGAGUGACAGCUUUAGAGUUUAUCUAAAUGUUUGAAAGAACAUUGCCAACAAAGGCAGUUGAUUUUAUGUCUUCAAUACAAGGAUCAAUUAGUAUUCCUUUUGUAAAUAUAGCAACUGGUAAACAUUACGAUGAUCGAAAAUUUAUCAAAUAUAAUAAUUGCAAUCCAAUAGAGAUUAUCUAAUCAAUAACUAAAACAAAAGAAUUUAGUGAAUUUAAUUUGAUUCAUCAUGAGUAAACCUUAAUAUUAAAUCAACAGAUAAAGAAGCAACCAAAACUACCAAAAAGAAUUUUGGAAAUUACUGAGAAAUACCAUAAAAAUAAGGAUUUGUAUUCUUUCAAUCAUAAAAUAUUGGAGAAUUCAACAUACAAAUAAUCUCUUUAAUAGCAAGUAGAUUUUAGAAUGACUCAGUCAUUUUCAAUCUAGGAAGUCAAUUAGAAUAUUAAGAAGUUUAUAUCAUCCUAGAGAGAACCUUUCAUGAAAGCUUAAUAAAUAUAUAUUAGAGGAAAUAACAAAUAAAAAGAAUUUAUUCCAGCAUUUAUUACAAGAUAUCAAAAAAUGCUCAUCUAAAUACUAAAAUGA